This is a messenger RNA of Diutina rugosa, 1959 nucleotides long. It is a transcript of the gene ROD1, whose product is annotated as Rod1p. The transcript has a single exon. The record is from RefSeq and is a predicted model, not a curated record. Gene Ontology annotation, molecular function: ubiquitin protein ligase binding; protein-macromolecule adaptor activity. Gene Ontology annotation, biological process: ubiquitin-dependent endocytosis. Bases 1 to 1959 code for a protein of 652 amino acids. Gene Ontology annotation, cellular component: plasma membrane; cytosol; cytoplasm. Lineage: Eukaryota; Fungi; Ascomycota; Pichiomycetes; Serinales; Debaryomycetaceae.
AUGGCUAAGAUCUCCCAUUUCGCCGUCCGCUUUACAAACUUGGACCGCGACGUCCUCGUCAUCAAGGGGGCGCCCGACCAGGCGAACCCGGCUCUAUGUCAGGGCAAAGUGGUGGUGGUGGUGGCGGAGCCGACCCAUUUCCGUCGGCUCUCGCUUCGCCUCACCGCGACCAUGAUUAUCGACCAGGUGGAGCUGGUGGCGCUGGGCCACGGCUCCCGCCAACGACAGAUCCGCUACGACCGGGUGUUAUAUGACUAUACCUGGGACGACCUAGAACUCACAGAAGAGCUUAUUCGCCAGCUGGAACAGAAACUGCCCGCUCCGGCGAUACUACGAAACAAGUCGCUGUCGCAACUUAGCUCGUUUGGCCUGUUCACGCUGUUGCUGCGCCAGCUGUCGCUGACGACAUUGCUGGGGAUGGGGAAGCAGAACGUGUUGAAUGUCGGUGCCUAUGAGGUACCUUUUAAAGCAGUGUUGCCGGGUUCGAUUCCUGAGACGGUCGAGGGGCUUCCCGGGGGGUCAGUGGUGUACCGCAUUGUUGCCUCGUUAGAUAAGAGCGCUAAGUUGUCCAGCCAUCAUUUGACGGCUAAAAAACGGUUUCGAGUGGUUCGUACUUUAACCACUGAUGCCCUCGAGCUUAGUGACUCAGUGGCUGUCGACAAUACUUGGCCAGGGAAAGUGGAGUACUCGUUGAACGUACCGGCUAAAGCUGCCGCCAUCGGGCUGGGGUUCCCCGUACUGUUCAAUUUAGUACCCUUAGUGAAAGGGCUACGGCUUGGUGAUAUUAAGAUGGAGCUUGUGGAAGAGUUUACCUAUGUUAACCAUAGUCCACCCCCUUAUAACGGGGAGCGCAAAGUGUGCUCUAAAACCAUCAGGGCGCCGCCAGUACAGGAAUACGACGACCACUGGGACGUCACCUCGUUCUUACAGAUCCCGCCACUGCUUGCUAAGUGUACUCAGGACUGUAACAUCGAAAACAUGUUGAAAGUGCGCCACAAGAUUAAGGUGGUGAUCGCCUUAAUCAACGCCGACGGCCACACGUCUGAGCUCCGCGCGGGGAUGCCGGUGAUGCUUUUCAUUUCGCCUUUUGUCACCAUCCAAGGGCAGCUCGAUAUGUGGCUGCCGCUGAACCGGUUACAGCACUAUAGAGAUGGCGAGGAUGAGCCUGAAGAGACCCUUUUCCAAGGCCAACAAACUCCCACAGAAUCGACCACCACUAGCGGUAUCGUCGCCCCCCCUCAGUACGAGAACCACAUCUACGACCGCCUCUGGAACGACGUGUCGCCCAUAGACCUGCCUACUGGAUCUGGGGCCGCCACCCCGCUCCCGGGGCUGAAUCUGCUGGACCACGUCAACCUGAUGUUCUCGAUGCACACCAUCGACACCCAGCUUCUCCACGACCGGUUGCGCCUGCUAGACGUCAGCUACGAGCACAACAGUGGCGACGACGACUACUUCGGGGCCAGUGGGCGCCGCUCCCACCCGGCGCUGGCGCUGGCGACCCCGGUGCGCUCAGUGCUGCUGACCCCGUUACAUUUGAGUCGGGGCAACUCGUUUACCAAUCUCUCCGGUGACGAGUUGCUGAGGGUGCCCCUGUACUCAGAAGCGAUGAGACUGGCGCUGCUGACGGACCUUUCUCCCGCGUAUAUUCCGCCGUCGCUGGCACGUCCACGGAUUGCCGUGACGUCCUCCGACAGCGUCAUUGGCGGCGCUUCUCCCGGCGGCAGUCUCGGGGCCCGGACGCGGUCCCAGCGCAGUUUGACGCUGUUGGCGGGGCUGCUUUCGCUGAUGCUGAGAUCAGCACUGCUGCUGGGGAUCCCCAUCGCCCUGGCUCUGCGGGGACGGCGCCAGCUUGCUAGUCCCGUGGGCUCUCAAGGGAACGUGGUGUUCACGAUGACACCGUCGUCGCAGUCACCUCCAGCCCCAGAAAUCGCCCCGAAGCGCCGGGGGAUCAGGUAG